AUGGAGCGUUUGGUCGGAAGUCGACCAGCGAGCAGUGCCAGUAAAAUUCAAAGGAGAACAACUCCUCGAGAACGGGGCCCGAACCCACGAGAGCCUCUGAAGACCACAUCACGAGCGGUGUCUCCCGUGGGGUCACACACUGCCACUGAUCUGGGAUCUGAACUCGAACUGAUAACUUCAGCACUUGAGCCAGCAGCGGGAUCUGUCACAGUAGAUAUUGAGGAUGGGGAUGGAUGGGACACGGACUUGGAGGAUGUUACGCCUAAAAAAACAAAAGAUAAAAAAGGCAAAAAGGGAAACUACCCCAAACGGAAAGUUUUAACUGAAGAGGAGAAAGCCCGCCUGGUGUACAUCCGGGCAUGUAUAAAGUUCAGCAUCACCCCAUCGUCAAUAUUCCUUCGUGGACUCAAAAAAGGACAAAUAGACCUCCAAAACCAAGGGCUAGGACCGCUCGGAACUCAGGCAGUCGCCCUUAGUCUUGUGAUUGACCGAAGUGUGAGUGAUGUAGUGAUAUCCGGUAACUCUAUAGGACAAACAGGGAUUCGUUACCUCACGGACAUGUUGUUGAUAAAUGACAACAUCAGCCACCUUGAUGUAUCAGACAAUAACCUACAAUCGUACGGCGCCCAGGUCAUCAGUAACAUGCUGCUACAAAACGACAAUAUUCUAUCCCUCAAGGCCUCAGGUAACCAAUUUAAUAGGAAUGACGCGCUUCUGUUCGCGCAGGCCAUCCAGUUCUACCGGUUUUCACUCCGUGUUUUGGACCUCAGUCAUAAUGACCUGGAGUCGGAGGGAGGACAGCAUCUUGGACCAGCUAUAGCUGCUAACGACACAUUAGAGAUCCUGGACAUCAGUUGGAACCAUUUGGCAUAUGACGGAAUCAAGGCCAUAGCGGACGGACUCAAGGAAAACACCAGCAUCAAAACCCUUAACUUGUCGUGGAAUGGCAUUGGCGAUGAAGGCGCGCUGUGUGUUGUACAAGCUGCCAACAUGAAUGAGACUCUAGAAGUCUUACAAAUGGACGCUAACCGCAUAGGGCCGAUCGGUCUGUCCAACCUCCUCAAACAACUGGCAAGCAACAAAGUUCUGCUCGAACUGAAGAUCAGUAAGAACCCAAUCACCACCUUAGGACCAGAGAGUGCUCUCCAAGUUAUCAACGCCCACCCCGAGAUGGGAAUGCAAUUGUUAGAGAUACGGGAUUCUUGGUUGACGAGUGAAGCCUGUAGGCUUGUGUACGACAUUCAAGAAUUAAAACCAAAAUUUAAAGUCGUUCAUGGAGGUUUUACGAAUGCUCAUGACCUGAUAAAAGCAUCUAUAAAGAAGCGAGAGGAGAAUUGUAUGAACGACCCUUUCUUGUUUCUCAUUAACUACGUUAACGACAACAGGCUGCGCUGGAUGGACCUCUUCAACAGGCUUGACACAGACAAGAACUUCUCCAUCAGUUUCGACGAGUUCCGGGACGGCAUGAAAGCAAAUAAAAUCCCGAUAUCCGACAAGGACGUACAGAUAUUGAUGGAACGGCUGGACGAAGACCAUGAUGGCGCCAUUGACUUCGGUGAACUUCUCGAGGGCCAGAAGAAGUAUUUGAAGAGGUUUGAGAAAGUAAUGGGAGUGACCCCUACUAUCUCAUCAUCUUCUCCUUCAACUAGACAGAAUUCCAGGCCAUCGUCACGGCAGAAGUCACGACCUUCAUCAAGGACACAGUCACGUCCGUCGUCAAGGCAACAGUCAAGGCCAACAUCCAAAACUGACCGAUCAGCUGCUCUAACAAUCCAGCAGAAAGCCAAGUCGGACAUGGAAACCUACGCACGGACCACCCAGUUAACCAAGGAGCCUUCUGUAAAAUCCUGA
Molecule: messenger RNA, 1851 nt
Organism: Ylistrum balloti
Lineage: Eukaryota; Metazoa; Mollusca; Bivalvia; Pectinida; Pectinidae
Product: leucine-rich repeat-containing protein 74A-like
Exons: 14
Coding region: 1-1851 (616 amino acids)
Molecular function (GO): protein binding; calcium ion binding
Source: RefSeq, a predicted model, not a curated record